This is a messenger RNA of Penicillium cataractarum, 3252 nucleotides long. Its product is annotated as Fibronectin type III domain protein. Bases 1 to 3252 code for a protein of 1083 amino acids. Lineage: Eukaryota; Fungi; Ascomycota; Eurotiomycetes; Eurotiales; Aspergillaceae. Gene Ontology annotation, molecular function: protein binding. The record is from RefSeq and is a predicted model, not a curated record. The transcript is spliced from 3 exons.
AUGUACGAGCCAUUCUAUCUCGCCUUCGAUGCCUACCCAACUGUCGUCCCGCGAGUGAAGGUGCGAGGCCUCAUGGCUCUGUUUCUUGCCGUCUCGAUCCUAUGGGCCCUGAUCUGGCUCCUAUACCGAGCAUGGCAGGUCUGCCAGACCCCCAAUGAUGUCCUGGUGGAGAAGCUGGGCCUCGACAUUCCGCCGCCCCCAGAGGUGACCCUCGAGGAAAUUACAGCGCGUGAGAUUCGUCUGGCUUGGAAACAGCCGGACUUUCACAAUUCCAUACAUAAGCAUAUCAUCCAAGUGAACAAUGUCAAAGUGGGCGAGUCAAAACGGGCAGAAACCGCGGUCGAAAUCCUGAACCUCGUUCCGGGUAGCAUCUAUCAUAUCUGCGUUCUUUCCGUCAGCGCCGCAAAUUUUCAAACUCCCAGUGCGAUCCUUCAUGUACGAACAAAAUCCCUUCCGUUGUCCCAAGCCCAGCAAGAUGCCACCACUGGCGGCCCAACAAUCAGAGCGUCGAUUCCCAGGUCUACGGCCGGCUUGCCCACUCCAUCCGCGCCGGUCAUGUCUCGUGAGCACAGCGCGGGUCAAAUGCCCGGGAAGCGACCCUCGACAGGUCGCAAGUCAUCGCCCGCCACCGGAGCUUCGGACUAUUCGCAUGGACAAUUUGAUGAAUCCCGCAGGAAUGGCCAUCGCAGCAAUCGUGACGAGAGUCUGGAACAAUUGGCGGAUCGCCUGAAGGCUUUGCAACAAGAAAACGACAAUGUGGAAAAACAAGCAACGGAGGAAGAUGAUGAGCAUAUCACAUUGCUCAAGGAUCUUGAGAAGCAACGUGAUGAACUGAAGAAGCGUGUGAAGGAGAAGGAUGAAGUCAGUGGUGAUUUAAAAAAGCAUGUUUCCAAACUGGAAAGCGUCAACCGAACCGUUCAAAGUGAGAAGACGAAGCGCAUGAGACUUCUUCAGCAGAAAGAAGCAGAACGCGACAAGCGCAAGAAUGACAUUCUGCGAUGGCAGGAGAAAAUUUCUCGCAUGAAUACCGAUGCCGCUCAAGCGAAAGAAGACAAGUCCCGACUGGAGGAAGAUGGAAAGGCACGGGGAGAUGAGAUUCGCAUGAAGAUUGCGAAGGAGCAAGCCGACAUGAAGAUCAUCGAUGAUGAAAUUCAAGACAAGGGUGGACGAAUCAAGAAGCUUGAGGAUGAGAGGAAAGGGCUUCAGGAUGGUGAGAGUGAGGAUGGCAAAGAGCUAGAUCGAAUUGACAACGAGCGGGCUCGCCAAUGGGAGAUGAAGCUGAACAGCCUGCACGCCCGAUAUGCCACUCUGGUCAAUCUUCACGCACAAGCGCAACAGCAAUAUCAAGAAGCCCAGGAACGACUGAAAUGGCUCACUAAUCAACGGCCUAGCAGCUCGGGUCCAUUCGCCCUGCCAACAAUAGAUCUUGACCUAUCGAAUAUUGCCACCAUCCGACCGCGGCGUCAUCGCAGCUCGUUGACCAGCAAUGUCUCUUCCCCCGUGAACUUCCCAGUCGUCGAAACGGGCUUCCCUGGUGGUCUCAGCUACAACCCCCCUUCGACUAAUUCGCCUACUUUCCCGCCUAGCUCCGCAUUCUUCAAUAUCAACAAUGGAAUGACCCUUCCCGGUCUUUCUGAUCCGCCUGAGAUAAUGCGUUCAGAUGCGGAGACUGCAUUCAAUAACCCUCAAAUGAGUCCUCGGGCAGAUGCUUUGUUGCCAUCCGACCUACUUGGUGAUGAAGAGUCUCCCGAGUUCCCACGACCGCUGACCCGACCACGUUUCUCCACCAUGGAAGGACAGAGUAACCCUCUGGACAACUUUGGUAUCGGGCCGGCUUCGCCUGCAUCUUCUGGAAGCCGACCUGGUAGUAUAUUUGCCAGCCCGCUUGAAACUCUAAACCGACAGGACUCUAAUUCGCAGCCUGUGGGGUUGUCCGCUGCUGGAGAGCGGCCCAAGAGCGCGUCUCGACGACUUUCUGGGCUUUUCGGCUUCCAUCGGCCUCGAGGAAAGACGUUGGCCGACGAACCUCCUAUGCUGGGGACGUUGAAGCCAGGGCAGAGCCAGUCCUUCCCGCGUAAUGUUGAUGAGAUGGACCCCAUCGGUUCACGACGCCGGAGACUUAGCUACACAGGCAACUGGGCAAACCCUAUGUCCUUGUUCCCACGAAGCAACACUACUGGAGUCACCGCGGACAGUUCGUCAGAUCAUCCGCCAUCUAGACGCGCCGCGUUCUCCAGUAUCUUUUCAUCUAGUAAAUUCGGGUUUGGUGGCACUGGCAGUCGUGGAAACUCCGACUUGAGCACUGGCUACAAUCAAUUUAGCCCACGGCAUGAUCCUAUUGAUCCAUCGUCUCUCCUUGGAAACGUUCGUCGCGGCUCUCUCUCCCCUCGUCCCUCCUCGACCUUUUCUUUUGACAAUCAAAACCAGCUUCCUCAUCCCUCCACGGACAAUCGCCAUUUUGGCUGGCCGUCUGCCGAACAAACUGGGCUCCGCAAUAGCCCACUUGGCCUGGAUUGGGCCUCACCAUCCACAUGGUCCCGAGCACCGUCUCGUCGCCCAUCCCUUUCAUACGGAUCCUCCGGGCAUCUCCCGCUGGGACUCACUGGUGAACCUGAUUUUGUGGAGGAGGCGUAUGAGCGCCAGCUGCGACCGCUUCAAGCCCCAAUUGGCACCCGGCCGUCUUCAUCCCACCGCCCGAUCACCCCAAAGCUCAACCCGGCUGCACCAACGUUUACGGCAAUUUUUAGCGGCAAAAAGUCAAACCAGGAUAAGGAGAAAGACUCUGGCGCUCCCUUCGAUCUUCACGUGGACGACGGAUCCCCAUCCGAGCCACGUACGUCGCGAGAUUCCCGUUCGCUCUCCCAUUUCACAGGCGAGUCGUACGAAUCUUUGGAGCGCAUGCCAUCCGGUGCAUCCGCAGACAACGCAUCUAAGGAAUCCUUCAUCCGCAAGAUUACUCGCAAGGGCAGCUCUAGCAAGUUCAGCUCCUGGAAAGACCGCUCGGGCCUGUUCUCCAAGAAGGGCGAGUCCUCUCAAGGUGACAUUGAAGAGGACGCAGCCAGCGAGGCUCAGCUGGGGAGGAGCAUUGACAGCACCGCCUCCAGUGUGCCCUCCGCCGAUCGUUCGACAAGGAGUAGCCUGGGCUUCUUCUCGCGUAUGUCUCGCAAGUCUGACAAGGCGAGCGAGACCAGUGAGCGAGCUAGCGAAGCCGGUGAUGAGGAUCUUUCAAUCCCUGAGAUCGCUCAUUCGUGA